AGUGAUGCUUUCAACUGCAGAUCAACUCCAGUAAUCCUACCUGGUCCAGACCCAAACUCUCCAACAUGUCGUUCAGCACCAGAUCCUACGGCCAGAAGACCUUGAGCGUGUACGGCGGAGCAGGAGGCCGUGGCACCCGCAUCUCCUCAUCCCAGAUGAGCUAUGCACCAUCACCUGCAAGCUUCAACCUGGCUGACGGCAUGGACCUCCACGUCAGUGCCAACGAGAAGGCCACCAUGCAGAACCUGAACGACCGUCUGGCCUCCUACCUGGAGAAGGUCCGCACCCUGGAGAAGGAGAACGACCACCUGGACAAGCAGAUCAGAGAGUGGUACCAGAACAAAACCGUCAUCUGCCAUGACUACACCAGCUACUUUGCCAUCAUCGAUGACCUGAAGGACAAGAUUCGUAUUGCUUCCAGGCUCAAUGCCAAGACAGUCCUGGACAUUGACAACGCAAAACUGGCUGCUGAUGAUUUCAAGAUGAAGUAUGAGAACGAGCUGGCCAUGAGGAUGGCUGUGGAGGCGGACAUCUCUGGACUGAAGAGGGUGCUGGAUGACAUGAACCUGGCCAGGAUGGAUCUGGAGAGUCAGUAUGAGGCCCUGAAGGAUGAGCUCAUCAUGCUCAAGAGGAACCACGAAGAGGAGAUGGUUCUGCUGAGGAGUCAAAUGGGCGGACAGGUUAAUGUGGCCGUGGACGCUACUCCCUCUACAGACCUGAACCAGGUCAUGACAGAGAUCAGAGAUCACUACGAGGGAGUCAUCGCCAAGAACCGCAAAGAACUGGAGUCGUGGUAUCAGAACAAGAUUUCAGCGGUGGAGCAGGACGUGAUCACACACACAGAGAUUCUGGUUACAUCCCGCACAGAGAUUAAAGACCUGAAGAGCACCCUCCAGAGGCUUCAGAUUGAACUGCAGUCCCAUUUGAGCAUGAAAGCGUCUCUGGAGGGCACCCUGGCAGAGACUCAGGCACGCUACGCCGCACAGCUAGCAAGCCUCCAGAACAUGGUCACAAGCCUGGAGGCUCAGCUGUCCCAGCUCCACGCCAACAUCUCCAGCAACAAGCAGGAUUACGACAUGCUGCUGGACCUGAAGACCCGGCUUGAGCUGGAGAUCGCAGAGUACAGGAGGUUGCUGGAUGGGGAGGAUGACAGCUCAAAACAAGUGGUCACAAAGGUCAUCACAGUGGUGGAGACAGUUGUGGAUGGAAAGGUGGUCGAGAGCAGCAAGACUGUUGAUGUGGAUGUAGAUCAGAUUGAGUGAAAACAUUUGAAGCGUUAGCAAAAAUCAAUAAAGAUCAUGCAGUUGAAUUAAA
Seriola aureovittata is the source of this 1314-nucleotide messenger RNA. RefSeq names its product keratin 98 (gene krt98). Gene Ontology annotation, molecular function: structural molecule activity. The transcript is spliced from 8 exons. Bases 66 to 1262 code for a protein of 398 amino acids. NCBI's taxonomy places the organism in Eukaryota, Metazoa, Chordata, Actinopteri, Carangiformes, Carangidae. The record is from RefSeq and is a predicted model, not a curated record.